CCUAAUUUUUUACAUUCAAUCAUAUUCACGCAUAGUCUGAUAUCAUGGAGAAAGGGCCAUCGUUUUUUUAUCAAAACAUUACCAACAAUUAUGAUGGCGGGGAAAAACCGGAGAAAUUGCAUGAUGUGUGCGACGUGUCGGCCGAUUUUGAUGUUACAGCCUUGCAUGUUUUAGAGGCUGCGCUUGCUUUGAACCGUCUGCGCGAGGCGGCCCAUAUCGAAAUCACUCGGAUGGAAGGAGAUACUGUACGAAAUGCAGAUAAUGGACAAACAUCAUCCCCUGCGUCAUUAGAAAUGAAUGCAGCUUUUUCGCCUGGCUUGAGGGACAGAGAUAAAAAAAUUAACUCUGAAGAGAGAUUCUACAAGGCUCCAGGCUACAGGCAGAAAACUAACCCACCUCUUCCACAAGCUUCCAGUUCAUCUAAAGGCGAGUCUCAAAAGAGUGAAUCAGAGCAAAAGAAGGAUAAGAAGCAUGAUGGGAAGCCGCCGACAGAAACGCGUUCAAAGGAGAGCAAGGCAACAGACACGAAAAAGGAGGCAAAGAAGUCACCAAAAUCAGCUGACAAAGAUGACAGGGCUGAUGCAAAAUCCAGCUCAAAGAGGAGCACCAGAAGAAGGUCAUCAAGAGUUCUUGAAAAGUCUAAAGGCCAAACAGAUCAUUUAACAGAGAAGGCUGAACCCAAAAGGGAUGCUGACAGUUUGCAAGAGAAAGUUGCCAAACCCAUUUCUGCAGGCUGUGUGGAUGCUACUGGGGAAGCAGCCCAGACACAACCUGAGGAGCGAGAUGUCAAAGCUGACACACCAAAGCCAACAAGGGAAAAUGAAAACUCAGGAAGGCGUUCUGAGGGAAAGAAGAAAAGUAUUGAUUCUACAGAGGCAACUAUAAUAGUCGAGACAAGAAAAGUCAUGGAGCCUGAAGAAAAAGCAAAGCCAGCAGUUAGCUCUGGAGAGCUGCAGAUGAUACAGGGGGAGCCACUGACUACGGAGUCUAAAGAAAAAGCAAAGCCAGCAGCUACCUCAGGAGAACUGCAAAUGAUACAGGUGGAGCCACUGGCACCCCAUCCUGUGGAUGCUAAAAAUGUGGUGGAUGUAUUGCACAGCCAAUAUUUGGAAUUGAUAGCCAGCAUAGAACCUCCACCAGAGCAACCACUAGAAGAGAAAGUUGAAGUAAAUUUGCAAGACCAUCAAAGAAGCUAUGCUCAACAAUAUCUCGCCGAGUCUGCAGGAAUGAGGUAUCCAAGCCAGCAAAGAGGUGAAAAGGUUGUGCUCGACCAAGAAGUCAUGCAAGACUAUAGAAGGGUCUUUAACUUCUGGGAACAUCAAAACAAAAAAUAUUCUGAAGCCAAAGAAAAGGAAUCAAGCGUGAUUACGGUUGUGGAUGGAGACUUGUUUUCCGCAACCUGCUCGUUGGCUCAUUGCGUCUCGGAGGACUUUCGCAUGAGUUCUGGCAUCGCUGUGCCCUUUCGCAGGCGCUUUGGACAUGUGGCUGAACUGCUCAACCAACGCAAAACCAGCGGAGAGGUCGCAGUGCUGAAAAACGGAAACCGAUUCAUCUACUACCUGGUGACAAAAGAGCUAUACAUGAGCAAACCUGAGGGCCUCUUCCGGAUAUGGCAAUGCUUGGCCGCAAUGAGGGAACACGCUAUGCUGUACGGGGUGCAGGAUAUUGCCAUGCCAAAGAUUGGAUGCGGCAAGGACCACAUGCAUUGGCCAGACGUGGCCAAUGCAAUCCAGACAACCUUUGCCAACACUGGGAUCAGAAUCACUGUGUAUCAAAUGCAGUCAGAUCCGAUUCCAGCAGUCUGCUGGCCCCAAUUGCCUCCUCUGAAGCGUCCGGCUCCAUUCCCGCCAAACUUGUCCACCCCUCCCCCCGCUAAGCGACCCAAUGCUGAAUGCUGGCUGCCUGCUCCACAGGAGCCCAAUUCUAUGCGCACCCUGUAUGUGCAGCACGUUCUCACCAGCAACAUACUGGACGCAAGGCCGCCGAUUGUGCGCAUCUUUUUGGCCUCUAGCAAGUCGUGUCCUCCGGAAGAUAGUGCCGCCAUGCUGAACGCGACCUUCAAGUUCUGGAAUGAGUUCAUGCUGAAGGAGCGGCUGUUGGGCACCAACGUGCCCCUCUUUGCGGGCCAAAUCAACGCGUUGGUGGUGCGAGACGAUCCUAAGGAAAUGAUUAACUAUCAGGCUCUGCACAAGGCUGCCAAAGACCUGGCCAAGAUGACCAGCGCGCUUGGCAUUCAGCGGCUAGCCAUUCAAGGAUUUUCCUUGCCCAACGAUAAAAUGGCCACAUUCAAGGUUAUCACCAUUCUAAGACUUGCUAUGGUCAACCAAAGCCUUACUCUGUUCGUCCAUUGGUCUGAGGAUCCACCUUAUGCUCACCUCAUCAGGCACUACCAACAGCUCCACAACCAACAAAGCCAGCAAUCUCAAGAGCAAAUUGUCCAACCUGUUUUGGGUCCAGACGAGUAUGAUUACUAGAUGUGCCAAGUUGUGAUAAGUGGCUGACAGUAAUGUCUUUCUGAAAGUAAGUGAACUAAUUUUAUGAUACUUCCGAUACUUCAAUUAAUUCAAGGAUGUUGUGUAUGGUAAAUUCACUGCUCACUAGAGUCUAAGUGUUUAAUGCAAUCAGAACACAUUUAUUUUCAUGAGGUCAAUUUGUUUGUAGGCAUUAAUUCAUAUGUCUUUGUUGAUACUUAAUUAAAUGCUUUCGAGGAUGUCUUGAAAGGAUAAUUUUAUUUACUAUCAAUUUGAUGGAAAGCUGAUUAAUGAGGCUUAAAACAAUGUUAUUAUAGUUUUGUUCUAAUUUAGCAACACAUGCUCAAACGUGGAAUUUAAUUUAGAAACUAAUGUGUAAGAUCUCAUGGUAUGUAUUAUUUUUGACACAUUUGAAGCAAUAAAUUUGCAAGAUUGCAAUUAUUCUUA
Molecule: messenger RNA, 2918 nt
Organism: Cloeon dipterum
Lineage: Eukaryota; Metazoa; Arthropoda; Insecta; Ephemeroptera; Baetidae
Exons: 5
Coding region: 45-2474 (809 amino acids)
Biological process (GO): peptidyl-glutamate ADP-deribosylation
Source: RefSeq, a predicted model, not a curated record